CCAAAGCGGCUUCAGAGGGCCCCAAGACGGCCCCAAGAGAGCCUGUAGCCAUUUGGGCUCAAGGGCCCGUGUCAGAUGAAGUUAUCCGCCGCGUUAGUGUUUUUGGGCUAUGUGCGGAUUGAUAUAUGGGCAAUGGGUGAAUCAAGGUCUAACUCAACGGAAAGGGGUGCAAGACUGUGGCUUCAUGUGGGUCCCCACAAAACUGCUUCGACAACAAUUCAGAAACAACUUAAAGCUUGGCAGACCUCUCUAACAAGUGACGGCUGGACGUUGGAAGACCCUGCGCAGUUCGGACCUUUUGAAUUUAAACGAAUGACUCAAAUCGCGAACGUUGCAGAGUGUUAUCUGGGGAGCCAGUCCUGGUACAGGAAAUGCACAGAAACAAUUUGUUCAGAUUGGCUGCACUUUCUUGACCAGCUCAAAGGAACUUCCUAAAAGGUAGUGAUGUCUAGUGAGCGUUUCGACCAGAUCAAUGACACCAGCGUCGCACAGCUCGCGUUUGACUUAAGCCACAUCAGUACCACCAUCGUGAUGGUUUACCGACCAUUUUACGAUUGGAUCGCAAGUUGGUAUCGGCAGCUCAAGGCUCACGGGCAGGUUGAAUUGGCCUUCGCAGAUUGGCUAAGCGUUUCACAGAUGGAGGGCUACGCGUACAACUACUCGUUCACGACUUCUCUACAUAGUCGCUACGCCGCUCAUUUUUCUGAUGUGAAGGUGCACGUGAUGGGCCCCGAUAUGAUGACCGAUAUUGUCUGCGAUGACUUCAAUGCUGCGAACACGUGCGUGACGUCUAGGAAGGCCAAAGUGAUGAAGCUAAACGUCAGAGCAGAAUCUUCGCCACAUGAAUGCCUCAGUUCUCUGCAGCUGCAAACGCUGAGAACUAUAUCCAUUGAGUUGCACCGAGCGGCGUACGGUAUCUUGGCAUCUUCAAGUUUUCCCGCAUCAGAUUUCGAUGCCAAGGCCAGGAUUUGUUUCGGCAAUCCCUUUUAGACCAAAGACACCCACUCUCGCGUUGGCGAGUUGUGAGGCGCUGUAGCUACUAGGGGUCGGCCAAAUCGCUGUUUUCGGUAAUCUCGUGGGUCGUUUUCAUUUUCUGCUCAGUUCUGACGACGACGAAGCUAAAACGCAAAAUCGGCCGACCCCUGGCUGACGCUUGCCUGAGCUGUAGCUACCUUAGCUUGCGCUCAGUUGGGCUCCCGCUCGGAACGCCUUUCGGAGCUCCUGUGCUGAAUGUGGUCCUCCGUCGGGAUCUGUGCGCGUUUCAUGAAACAGGGGUUGAGGCUUCAAUGUUUCGGGCUCCAUUCGCGAUCUUGACCCUUGGUCGAAUCGCGGCUCUUGCGAGAGAUCUUUUUCGGGGAAGAGGCCUCCUGGUGGCUGAUUUUCUUCCCUGGGGGGGACGAGGCCCUGACCCCGAAGCAUGCAAGUUCUUCGUUUCCAGCUUAUGGCGCGCCGCAUGCACCCCCGGUGCUACAGCCGAGCUUAAGUGCUUACGUUCCUCCAAUAGCAGCGCUGCUAGGCAUGGUUUUGCCUCGCGGGGGCAAGCAGCUCUUUCGGGGGAGGCCUAGCGGCACGAGCAUUCUGCCGCGGAACAGCUGCAGACCAUGGCCGCUACCUCACCCGGCCAUAAUGCAUCUCACUGUCCUUGCUAUGCACUCAGCGGGCUGAGACCCCCAUCCUCCCACAGCUGCGCUGCCAGGCAUGAUCUUUCCUUGCGAGAGCUAGCAGCUCUUUUGGAGGAACUCAGCUUUUGCGCUUGACCGCUGUCAGCGGGAACAAUGGCCGCACUCCCUCCUCCCUUCUAUCUCUGUCCUCCGUUUUUCUCUCGCCCUGGAGUUGGCUAUCUCCUUCCUUUCCAAC
Prorocentrum cordatum is the source of this 1857-nucleotide messenger RNA. NCBI's taxonomy places the organism in Eukaryota, Dinophyceae, Prorocentrales, Prorocentraceae. The record is from the annotation of a GenBank genome assembly.